This is a messenger RNA of Salvia splendens (bonfire salvia), 1520 nucleotides long. Its product is annotated as ethylene-responsive transcription factor CRF2. Gene Ontology annotation, biological process: regulation of DNA-templated transcription. The record is from RefSeq and is a predicted model, not a curated record. The coding region runs from base 372 to 1352 and encodes 326 amino acids. The transcript has a single exon. Gene Ontology annotation, molecular function: DNA-binding transcription factor activity; DNA binding. Lineage: Eukaryota; Viridiplantae; Streptophyta; Magnoliopsida; Lamiales; Lamiaceae.
CUCUCUCUCUCUCUCUCUCUCUCUCUCUCUCUCUCUCUCAAGAAUCCUACUUCUCAUCUGAGUUUUACUCAAAUAGUGAAACAAAAGCCUUCGCCUCAACCAUACUCUCUGCAUACAUUCUCUGUCGCCUCACUACUUUCGCUUUGUGGUUUCUUCGCUCCACCCCUCUCUGUUUCUUUUCAGAUUUACUUUUACCCUUCAAACUUUCUCAUUAAACCGAGAUUUUUUCCUCCUUUUUUUUUCUCUUCAACGUUCCGCUUUCUCUUUAUUCUCUCAGAAUCUCUCCUUUUAUUUUUGCCUUGUUAGCUUUCGCUUUCAAUGCAAAUCUGAAGAAAAAGGAAACAAAAACUCACACUGUCUCUGAGGAAACAAUGUUUUCUACAAACAGGGUGAAGUACAGUGAGCACAUAACGAGGACUACGGUUAGCAGAAGGCGGGAAAAUCCAAUUUCCGGCAGGAAAAGCCCUUUUCCGGAGGCGAGGACGGUUCGGUUCUCUGUUACCGACGCCGACGCCACCGAUUCUUCGAGCGAUGAGGAGGAGGAGGGGUUUAGCUUUGCUGUGAAGCGGCGAAGGGUGAGGAAGUUCAUCAACGAGGUCAGAAUCCAGCCUUGCUGCAGAGAUAACGGAAAUGUUGACGUUAACGGAAGUGUUAACGGCGCCGUGAGGGUUAGCCGGCCAACGCUGAAGCGGAAGAAGAGCGGCGGAGGGAGAGCGGCCGCGGCGGCGGAGGGCGGCGGAGCGAGGAAGUUCCGUGGCGUGAGGCAGCGGCCGUGGGGGAAGUGGGCGGCGGAGAUUCGUGACCCGCUGCGGCGCGUGAGGCUGUGGCUCGGGACCUACGACACGGCGGAGGAAGCCGCCAUGGUGUACGACCACGCCGCUAUUCAGCUGCGUGGCCCCGACGCGCUCACCAACUUCUCGGCUCCGGCUGCGGCGGCGCCUGACAAGGACAGCUCCGGCUACAACUCCGCCGACGAGUCGCACUCGCUCAACAUUGCCAAGUCGCCGAAGUCUGUGCUGCGGUGUGUCUCGGCGGCUGACUCGGCGGAAGCGGAGGCGGAGGUCGAAGCCGAGUCCUCUUGUGUUUUCCCUCAGAACGACGUCGUUGGCAGCCCUGACGAUCUCUCGAUAUUCCCUCCGAGCGACGAUAUAUUCGCGGAGUUUGAGAAACCGGCAGACUUGUUUGACGAAACGGUUUUCUCGGACGACAUUUACGGUAUGGGUUUCUGCAGCGGCGAUUUGCUUGUUGGGUCGGAUACGGAUUUUGGGCUCGGGUCAUCCAGCUGGCAAAACGAUGACUUCUUUCAUGACUUUGGUGAUAUAUUCGGGUCGGAUCCUCUCGUUGCGCUUUGAGUUAUUAAAAUAUUUGUAAUAGUAUAAGAAAUCAGCACCAAUUUUGUUGAUUUCUUCGGCAGUUUUGGGAUGGUUAAUUAGUGUGUUUUUUAUUUUAUUUAUUUGUGUGGAAAAUAGACCUAUGUAAUUCUGUGUUUAAUGUGAAGAAAUUUAAAUUAUUCGUGCUAA